Molecule: messenger RNA, 1650 nt
Organism: Tilletiopsis washingtonensis
Lineage: Eukaryota; Fungi; Basidiomycota; Exobasidiomycetes; Entylomatales
Exons: 1
Coding region: 180-1592 (470 amino acids)
Source: RefSeq, a predicted model, not a curated record
CUUCAAGCACAGUCAAGAGCAUCGAGCAUCGAGCAGCAGUAGUCUGAUCCUUGCCCGGGCACCUCACGCUUCUCCGUCAAUCUGGAGCGCACGUAGCGGGCGGUGCAGCGACCAGUUCCGCAGCGCCCUCCACUUGCCCGUGCAUGGCCUCGCCAGGCAGCUCCUCGCCCGAGCGCGCCAUGGCGCACCCUCUGCUCAGCAGGCUCGCACGGCCUUCGCUCUUCCUCGGGCCGCAUCCGUCGCUGCGAGCCUCGUGCGUGCCGCCUGCAGCUGCGCCACCGGCAAGCGGCAGUAGCGAGGCAGGCCCGUCCGCAGGCGAGCCUCCAGCGCCAGAGCGGCCACUGCGCACCUGGGCGAGCUACGCCGGCGCAGCCGGCAUCUCUCGACAGGCCCAUGACUUCGCGGCGCUGCUAUCACCGCUGCCGCGCGUGACGUGGUUUGGCGAGCAGCACCACCAGCCGGCCGUGCUCUCGGCGCAGCUGCAGCUGCUCGCGGCUGUGCACGACGCCAGCGCAGGGCGACAGGUACACCUCGUGCUCGAGCCCUUUGCGCUGCCCGAUCAAGCACUGCUAGAUGCCUUUGCUCGCCGAGAGCUGCCACUCGGCAAGCUGGCGGGCCUGUACAACGAGCACUCGGAAGAGGGCUUCGGCUUGGCGCACUAUGCGCCGCUGCUCGUGCUCGCGCGCGACCUCAAGGUCAAGGUGUGGGCUGGCUUCCCGCCAAGAAGCUGGGCUCGCGCCGUCUUCAAGCAGGAGCGAGCUGAUGCCAUGCGCGAUCUGACCGCCUGGAACCGGGCACGCGCAGAGGGCACAUUCGACGCUCCAGAUGCAGAGGGAGGCGCACCAGAUCCAUGCCGCUCGGGUGCUGCGUACACACAGCUCGGCCUUCGCCCGUCUCUCCAUACCCCUCCGCUGGGCGCAGCAGCGCAUCGGCUCAUCUAUACCCUCACCACGCCGCACCGCACCUAUCUCUCGUCGCUCUUCAAGCCCGACGCACCGCCAGCGUUCCCGUCGAUGGUCUCGCGCGAGACUGCGCAGGCAGCCGUGGCGCAUCUCAAGGACACGGCCGCCAUGGCGCACUGGGAGGCCGCGGAUCGACGAUGGCGCGCCGCCACGCCGCCGUCCACUGAGUUCGCACCGCAUCUCGUUGCGCCACAAGUGCAAGAGAAGGGCUUCGGCCCAGCGCAAGCAGUCAAGGACACGUACUUCGCGCACGUCAUCCACUCUAUCCUCGUCCGACAUCCAGACGACAUCGUCCUGGCCGUCGCUGGCGCCGGACACGUCGAGUACUACGCCGGCGCACCCGAGCGCCUGCGUGCCAUGCAACGGGCGCAAGAGGGCGAGCGGAGCGAGACCGAGGAGAUGCACCAGCUGCUCGUCGUCACCAAGCCCGAAGACUCCGCUGUCUGGGGCACGGAGAAGCCCGAGCCCAGCAAGCCGGCGGCAGCUGCCAUGAGCGGCUGGGAGGAGCUCGACCUGUGGGAGCGACCGUGUGCCGAUGCGGUCGUGCUGUACGAGUGGGACAACGGAGAUGCUGCGUCGGAUGGCGAGCCAGCGAGCAACGCACAGCCGGCCGAGAGCAGCAGCAAGUAGCGGUCUGUCUGUAGCGCACGCCGUAGUGACUCGACAUUAGACGUACUUCAUUGCUUGU